Messenger RNA from Cotesia congregata, 2198 nucleotides. The record is from the annotation of a GenBank genome assembly. NCBI's taxonomy places the organism in Eukaryota, Metazoa, Arthropoda, Insecta, Hymenoptera, Braconidae.
UAACCUACCCAGCCAACCAACCGUACCAAGAUCCCUACUCCUUCAACGCAGUGCAGUUCCCACUGGCCCCCAUGGCUUCCCCGCAAAAUUACGCAUACCCCAAUCAAGCCGCAAUGAACCCAAUGGUCCCCAACAUCGGUCCAAUCUACAACUCAUCUCCACCUCAAGGCCAAGGCUUCGACCCCCGUUCCUACAUCCCAACCCAGCCGUCUCCAAUCUUCAUCCUGCCCAGCAACCCCGUAGUCCAACUGCCCACCCAAAAUCCCCCAAACUGCCCCAACACUCGUUCAGGAGUCUGCGGCUCUCAAUACUGCUGUUCCCCAGCCGCUCCUCCUCCUCCUUACAUUCCCUUCCCCUGUCCUCUUCCCUACCCCGCGCCAUUUUGUCGGCCUUCAAACUGCUACGACCCAAAUUCAAGUCCCUUCUGCAAGGAGUCUUCAUUUUCAACCUGCUCCUGCUGCCCAAAGAGAAAUGACUUACCCUGCGAGCAUCGUUGCGAGCCAACCAGCGAGGCUAUCUGCAACAAACCAAAUUGUCCUGCUUCAAUCAGCCUCCAAGCUCUAGCCUCCCAAUUGCUGUCCAUUCCAGGGGUAAUUUCCUGCGCUGCCACGCGGCUUAUUCUCAGAAGAGUUCCGGGGUCUAAUAUCAGAAAUUCUACAGAAGAAACUGUCGAACGCGCCCGAAAAACUAUUAAUACUCUAACUCAGGAGCAGCUUUUGACAGAAACUCGAAAUGCGCAGCAGAUAAACGCCCUAAUAAACCUCCACAUGGCAGCUAAUCCUCCAGCAAACAUUAUUCCCUUGCUAACUACUGUGCAAUUGAAGGUCAACGUCCUUAAAAGUCUCCUGGAGACAAUUAUUAAUCACAGAAUUACCGAAAAUCAAGCAGCGGGGGCAGAAACCUGCCUUGGAUUAGAUCCCAUAAUUUUGGGGCUCAAAUCUGACCAAGAAUUGCGGACUAUCUUGGCGACUUUAAGGCAAAAGGAAUGCGACCAAAGGGUUAAUUACAAUUUUGCUACCUAUCAUUCGCAACGGGUGAUUGCAGAAACUAGGUUAAAGAAUAUUGAGGACAAAAUUGCGCUAGUAGAAGCUGAAAUUGAAAGGCGCAGGUGCGCUUGCCUGCCUCCGACCUUGAGACAAACUGGAAUGACCUGCCAAGAUUCUAGAGGAACAGUUUGGCACGCCUAUCCGGGCACACUGGCGCCAUCUAGCUUCGGGAAUUUUAACUACAGUGGAAGGCAGCCAUCUCAAGACUCGCCGGAUCCAUUUUGUUUUGACAAGAAGAUUCCCAGGAGGCUCAAUGUUCCUCAUGUUGGGAGCCCGGAGACUACUUAUAGGAAGCCGCCGACUAUGGUUAAGGAUAAAGAGGAUAAGCGGUUUAGUGAUGAUGAUUGCGGCUGCGAUAAAUCUACUUCUUAUGAUAAAAAUGAGGGUAAAAAUGCGGGGAGUAGUAAUGAUUGUGAGGAUGAGGAGGAGGAGGAUGAUGAUGAAGAGGAUGGUCAGUGCACCUGUGAUAAAUUGACCGAUGACGAGGACAAAAAAAAACUCCGAAUAAAUCUAAGCGGAGCAGGUCCAAGCGGAGGGACAGAAAUUAAGGGGAAAAAUGUCGGCUUUGAGGUGAAAGAGAAUGAGGGGGUGGAGGGGCAAGAAGAGGGGGUUGGUGGUGAAAAGGUAAAUUUGAUUGAUGAAACGGAAGAUAAUUGCGGAAAAAUUGAGGAAACUUUGGACUCCAGCGCUCAACUGAAGACUAGUAGUAGUUGUAGUAAUAAUAAAAGUAAUGAUAAAAUAAAAAUAGCAAGACAAGAACUUCAAGAUAAAUUACUUCUUCAAUUGAGCUCAGCUGUCGGGUCUUGCGAUCCAUCAAACAAAAAUAAUCAUGAGAAAAAGGAAGAAUUAACCUUGACAAGUGAUGGAAGUAAAUACUCGAACCCUUUUUCCGAAGAUCCAUCAGAGAGCGGCUUUGAGAAUGAAGGAAUGGGUCUAGAUAAAUUUAUAUCCGGAACACUUUCGGUUAUCAGUGGGUUCAGUAAUCACGUGGCGUCAUUUGGUACAAUUAUUGGUGAUAAAAUAACCGCUUUAAGAUCGCAUCUGGCGCCUGAAAUUUCUCAUCCAUUAUUCCCGAGGUUUUCCGCAAAUUCCCCAAGCACUUGCUCUAAUAAUCAUCAUAAUUAUGAUACUCCUCAUUAUUCGGGAUAUAAA